Aedes albopictus (Asian tiger mosquito) is the source of this 1534-nucleotide messenger RNA. Its product is annotated as methionine synthase reductase. Lineage: Eukaryota; Metazoa; Arthropoda; Insecta; Diptera; Culicidae. The transcript has 4 exons. Bases 116 to 1471 code for a protein of 451 amino acids. Gene Ontology annotation, cellular component: cytosol. Gene Ontology annotation, molecular function: [methionine synthase] reductase (NADPH) activity; FMN binding; flavin adenine dinucleotide binding. The record is from RefSeq and is a predicted model, not a curated record. Gene Ontology annotation, biological process: homocysteine metabolic process.
AAACUGCAGCAGAGUGAUUGGUGGCGGUCAGUGAUCUGCGUUGGGAAAUUAAUAAAAUUUUCUUGGAAAAGUUUAAUUAAACCUUGUUUUUAAAAGUUUGCGCCACAGCUGGAAUAUGGAUUUUAUAGAGCAAUUCAAAAACACGACCCUAAGCUUGCCCAAAUUGCCCGUACACUACAUCGAAACCAUCCGUUCUGAGAAUGGUCAAGUGAUUGCAGACCAUUUGCAAUGCAACGCAAAGCAACCGUUCGGGACGGGACCCGUAUUCAAAACCGGUAUACUCAGCUACAAGGUGCUUGCCGAAGGAGAGGGAGUGAAAACUGUUUACGAAGUUUCGAUCAAGGAGCCUCCGAACAUGCCGGAUUAUUUUCCCGGAGAUGUUAUUGGCAUCCUUGCGCAGAAUUUGGCCGCAGAUGUUAAUUUCGUCCUGGACCGGAUGCACCUCACCGAAAUAGCCGAGUGCGUCUUCGAGGUCAAACUGGCCAAACCGGUCAAGAAGAAAAAUCCGGAGCUGCCGCCGUAUGUUCCUAAGUUUAUUACGCCGCGGCGAUUGCUGACCGAGUGCUUAGAUUUCAGAAUCAUUCCACGAAAAAUGACCCUGCAAGUGCUAGCCAGCUAUACUUCGGAUCCCUGUGAAAAAAGACUACUUGAAAUCCUGGCCUCCAAGGAGGGUGCAUCAUUCUACAAUGAGUUCGUCCUAAAGAACGAGAUGAAUUUUAUGCAUCUGCUUAAAAUCCUGUCCUCAUGCCGUCCAUCGCUUGCCAUGCUGAUCGAGCAUUUCCCGCGCUUGCAGGCCAGACCGUACUCAAUAGCGAACUACGACAGGGGAAACCAAAUCCGUAUCGUGUUCGCUAUGCUAAACGACGGUCGGACUGGCAUCACGACCACCAUGCUGGAAAACAAGCUUCUGUACGCAGCUCGUUACGAUAAGUACAUUUAUAUGUACCUACGGCAGGUGAAACCAGUUUUUCAGUAUCGGGAGGAAGAUCUGGAGAAAAACAUCAUAAUGAUCGGACCUGGGACGGGUAUUUCGCCAUAUAUGGGAUUCCUUGAGUUUCGGAAGCGUGCCAAGCAGUUCAACAAAAAAACUAAGCUGGGAUCGGCUUUGCUUUUGACUGGCUGUCGGCAUCGCGACCGCAACUACUUGAUGCAGGACGAAAUUCAGCAGUACAUUCAGCUGGGAGUGCUCGAUAAGGUGUACGAGGCAUUUUCCCGGGACGCCGACAGUCGCUACAAAUUUGUGCAGGACAUCAUCGAAGACAAGAAAGAGGAAUUCGUCAAGCUCCUGCUGGAGGAUAACACCAAGCUCUACCUGUGCGGCGAGGGAAGAACCAUGCUACCAAGGAUCCAGGACACCAUUUCGACAUGUUUAAGUAAGAUAAAGGGAAUGCCCAAGGUAGAGUCUGACGCGCUUAUUGGUGAGUACAGAAAAACCGGUAAAUAUUUGUACUAUUCUAUGAUACGCUACUAGGUUUGUUGUAUAAUAAAUCAAAGUGUUGCGAAAAUCCCAUUUGAGGAACUAUGUGAGAAAGCC